AUUAGUGGUCACAUGACCACUCUGUACAUAACAUUGCAGUUUGUUGACAUGACCAGAAAGACGUGAAUAUGACCGCAGUGAUGCUGUUAAUGAUUUCUUUGGCCUUUAUGGCCGUAUCGACGAAUCAGGUGAAAAUCCCUCCACAUGAAGAAGUAGCACGAAUGGCGCGGUUCGUCGUUAACCACUGCGACUGGACCUCCAUGGCCACCAUCUCCAGUCACGAGCCCGUGAAGGGACAGCCGUUCUCCAACACCUUCUCCAUUAGCGACGGACAGCUGGGUAACGGCACCGGGAUCCCCUACAUGUACCUCACACACAUGGAGAUCUCUGUGCAGGAUCUGCAGGUGAAUCCACAGGCCUCUCUCUCUGUAUCUCUCGCUCAGACACAUUUCUGUAAGCACAAAGGUUAUGACCCCCAGAGCCCCCUGUGUGCUCACGUUAUCCUCUCUGGCUCUGUACACGAGGUGAAUGAUACAGAAGCUGAAUUUGCAAAGAAGGCGCUGUUCAGCAGGCAUCCUGAAAUGAUCGACUGGCCCGUUGACCAUAACUGGUUCUUUGCUAAAAUGGAAAUAAGCCAGGUUUGGGUGUUGGACUACUUCGGAGGGGUGAAGAUGGUGUCGCCUGAAGACUACUACAAAGCUACACCGUUCUGAAGAGCACCCGUGUGUGGAGUGAUGCGUGUCUCUGCUUUCAGACUAAAUCGCUUCUGAGUUUAAGGGACAACCAUCAUUUUUUUAUACUUAAAAUAAUCACUAUAUUUAUCUGAUUCUGUGUCACUUUUGUAAAGACACUAUUUUUGAUAAUAGAUUUUUAACUUUUAAAUCAUGCUGUUUAGCAGCUUUUUACUACAAAGUCGUCUGUCAUUCUGACAGGCAUACAGGCGAGUGAGCUUUUGUUUCAAAUGAUUCACCUUUUUUUUUUUUUUUUUGGCCCAGUCUGUUCGUUACAUGGUGUGACGAAUGAGCCUUGAUUUCUUUUCAUUAAUAUGGUUUCCUUCAGUGCCAUGUGUUCUUGCUGAUGCUGAUGUUGUGUUAUGUUGUAAAAGUGUUGAAAGUAUGAUCUGUAAAAAAAAAAAAGGCUCGAGUGAAAUAAAGUUUAACUGCUUUCACCAA
Tachysurus fulvidraco (yellow catfish) is the source of this 1112-nucleotide messenger RNA. It is a transcript of the gene creg1, whose product is annotated as cellular repressor of E1A-stimulated genes 1. The record is from RefSeq and is a predicted model, not a curated record. Bases 69 to 653 code for a protein of 194 amino acids. The transcript has 3 exons. NCBI's taxonomy places the organism in Eukaryota, Metazoa, Chordata, Actinopteri, Siluriformes, Bagridae.